GCGCUGGCUGGAGCGCUCCAUGCAGGCGGGCUACUGCCGGCCGCUGCUGCAGGCGCUGCUGGGGCUGGCGGUGAGCUGCCUGGAGGUGCCGGGUGGGGGGUACUGCCAGGCGGCGGCGGCAGCGGCGGUACGGCACCUGUGUGAGGAGUGCGGGAGCUACAUGGGGGGUUGCCUGCAGGACCUGCUAGGGCUGUACCAGAAGGUGCUGGGCAUGGGGGCGGCCGCACGCGCCCCGCCCGCCGCCAACGGAGCCCCCGCCGCCAGCAACCCGCAGUCGCUGCUGCUGGAGGAGGACGUGGAGUCCAUCAUCGCCGCCGUGUGUCAGGCCGUCUCGCAGGCCGCCCCGCCCGAGCAGCGGCAGCAGGCGGGGCAGGCGCUGCUGCUGCCGGUGCUGCAGCAGCUGCAGGGGGCACUGCAGGGGGGGCCGGGGGGUGCAGCAGCCCCGCAGUUGAACUCGCUGGUGGACCGGCUGGCGGAGGUGUUUGGGCGCACCGCGGAUGCGGAUGUGGUGGCACACAUGCUGAUGUCCAGCUGGCCCGUGCUGGAUGCGCUGCUUUCCAGCUGCUCCGGCUGCCCCAAGACAGUGGAGCACACGCUGCGCACGCUGCGGUACGGCAUCAAGGGCGCGGGGCGGGCGGCGGCGCAGCUGCUGCCCACCCUGCUGGAGGUGCUGCCGGCGCGCUUCACCACCACCCGGCACUCGGCGUUCCUCUUCAUCGUGUCGGAGCUGGUCAAGUUCUUCGGCGACCAGCCGGCGCACGACUCCGCCCUGGGCCUCAUACUCAGCGGCCUGGUCACGGAGGCGGGAAGGCCCCUGACCAGCCUGGCCGCCCUCAGCUCCUCCCCCGACCUGGUAGACGACCUCUUCCUGCUGGGGCUCCGCGCGCUGGGGUACGCACCGCGACUGCUGCUCACACCCACCGGGGCGGCACCCGGGGCGGGGGCGGCAGGGGAGGCGCGCGCGCUGGGCACACUGCUGGAUGUGGCCAUGGUCGGCUGCGUCAUGCAGCACCGCGAGGCCAACGGCUCCGUGCUGUGCUUCCUGUGCCGCCUCACGCAGCCCGCCACCCUCAG
This is a messenger RNA of Astrephomene gubernaculifera, 1074 nucleotides long. The record is from the annotation of a GenBank genome assembly. Lineage: Eukaryota; Viridiplantae; Chlorophyta; Chlorophyceae; Chlamydomonadales; Astrephomenaceae.